UUCUUCGUGCUUCCAUAUAAAGAAGUCUCCCAUUUCUCCGUGCCUUUCCAAAUGAAACAAUGCUCCGUUUGAGUUCCGUGAGCAGCAAACAAUGCUUUUUCAUCGGUGUCGUUCUCGGACUUUUGGUAACGUUCAAAAUUCAAGAUGUUCAGGAUGCCAGCAGUAAAGCGACUUGCACGAGCAUCACCCUCGAAAACGCAGAUUUCAACAACGAAUUCGAGCCCCAAGUAAAUCUCGCCGGAAAACCGAUGCAAGCGAAAAAAACUGCCAAAAACAUCGUUCGCCCGCGUUACUAUUCAAGCGAACUUGGGAUCCGCGAGAAAGUUUUCGUCGCAGUUCUAACAAAAGUCGACACAAUAAACACCGUUUCGCCCGCUUUUAACAAAACCACGGCGCAUCUCGUGAACCGCAUCAAGUUUUUCAUCAACGCCGAUUCGGUUAAUGUCAAUAUUAAGAUGAAAAAUAUCGUCGGGUUCACAGAUACGCGUGAUAAUUUGCGCACGUAUCACGUUUUAAAGUACAUUGCGGACAAUUACAUCACGGAUUACGAUUAUUUCUUCCUUGUCCCGGACACUUCUUAUGUGAACGCUCGUUCGUUGGUUGAAAAAUUGGAGAAAAUCAGCGUCAGUUCGGAUAUUUAUAUGGGAACUGUCGAAUCUCCGGGUAGUUCUUCGUACGAGGAUGGCGCCGAGGCAUCGCGUUAUUGUGACAUCAACGCCGGGAUUGUCCUGAGUAACAGUGUGGUGAAAAAAAUUCGCGCAAAUUUGGAUUGGUGUGUCAGAAAUGCCGCUCAAAGCAAUCGUCACAGCGUGAAUUUGGGAAAAUGCAUCAAAUAUUCAACGACGGAGAUCCAGGAAUGUCAAACAACGUGGCAGAACGUCACUGUGGGCUCAUAUCGCUUGAACAACUACAAAAUUUAUCGCGAUUUGCACUAUUUGCGGAUGGAAAAAGCAUUUAAUGAAGCAGUUGUCGUUCAUCCAAUCACAAAUCCGGAUGAUUUUUAUCUCCUCCAUACGUAUUUCACACGAGUUAAUUUGGAAAAUUUACGGGAAAAGAUGUCCCGCAACCUAGAAGAGUACGAAAACGUCAAAUUAGGCCAUUUACCGGAUAGUUUGUUGGAAAAACAUUGGCCAAUUGGUGUUCCAGAGUCAAAACCAGCUGAAACUCGUCACGAUUUAAUUUCAUGGGACUUUCUCAAUGAAACGCACAUUUUUAUGUGGAAUGCGGAGACAAAUGUAAAAGAGCUGCCUUUGCCCGACAAACAAGAUAUCGAUAAAAUUCUCAAUCGAACCGUUUCGUAUGCCUUGAAAAAAUAUCCGGAGCUCAUUUAUGACAACGUUCACUCAAUUUAUCGUAAAUUUGAUCCCGUACGAGGCAUGGACUACAUUUUGCAUCUAAAUUUCGUGCGACGUGACUCGAAUUUGCAUUCCAUAACAAAAAGUUUUGAAAUUUCCAAGCCUUUGGGCUCCGUUGAGAUCAUCUCGUCGCCUUAUGUGACUGAAAGUACAAAAAUUCAACUCAUCAUUCCCGUUUUUGAGCAACACAUCGACGAAGCAAUCGAAAUUUUAUCGAGAUAUGAAAGCAUUUGUCUCACAACACAAGAAAAUACCUACCUCACCAUUGUUUUUUUGUAUCAACCGACUUCCCCGAAUACAGGCCCGGCGGAUAUUUUCGCCUCUGUGAAGCAAAAAAUCGUAAAUCUCAAGGAAAAGUAUAAAGCUUCGUCGCUUGGAUGGUACAGCAUUCGAUCUCCGGUGAAAUUAAGUACUCGUAAGAUGUAUACGAGCAUGUACGGCCCAUCGGAAAUUGUCAGUUUGGGAGUAAUUGACCUCGCUUUACGCAAAACUGGGCUGGAUUCAAUAAUUUUAAUGAUGCCAAAUGACGCAAGAUUCCGUGUCGACUUCCUAAAUCGCGUCAGAAUGAACACAAUUGCCGGAUUUCAAGUUUACAGCCCAAUUUCUGUGAGUAAUUAUCCCUGUAAGUUCACCCAAUUCUGUCGAGAUUGCGAUUCGUGCGACGUUUCACAAGCAAACGGCUAUUUCGAUUCCCAAAACUUUGAUAUUCUAGCGUUUUAUGGCAAGGAUUACGUUGAGGCACGUAAAAAACUGGAGUCGAAAGUGCCUGUGGUGAAACAGGACAGAGAUAUUCAACUUUUGGUUGAUUUGAAACAAGAACCAGAGGAUAAAGUUGAGGGUGUUAUUGAUAUUUUUCUCAAAUCUCCGUUGGAUAUUCACAUUUUACGAGCAAUUGAGCCGAAUUUGCGCACCGGAAUGGCUUUUAGCAAUUAUUUGAUGGCAACGGGAGACACUCCGCAAUGCGUGAAGGAGAAUUUGGGCGAGGAAUUUAAGUGUCGCCGGUUGGGCAGCAAGAAACAAUUGAGUGAAGCCGUGGCGCAGUACGAAGAUGAAGUCGUAAAGGGCGUAAAAUGAUGAUUUAUGGACCAAUAUUGAUAAAAUUAAUUAAUCAAGUGCCUUAUUAGAUGUUAGAAUUUAGGAAUCUCAUUGACGAUACUCAAUAAUUAUCGUGAGACUUUUACCAAAGUAUUACUUUUUGCCUUUAUCGAAAACGAACAAACGAAAUUUCAAUUAUUUUAAUAAA
This is a messenger RNA of Culicoides brevitarsis, 2598 nucleotides long. It is a transcript of the gene Chpf, whose product is annotated as chondroitin sulfate glucuronyltransferase. NCBI's taxonomy places the organism in Eukaryota, Metazoa, Arthropoda, Insecta, Diptera, Ceratopogonidae. Gene Ontology annotation, cellular component: Golgi cisterna membrane. Gene Ontology annotation, molecular function: glucuronosyl-N-acetylgalactosaminyl-proteoglycan 4-beta-N-acetylgalactosaminyltransferase activity. The record is from RefSeq and is a predicted model, not a curated record. The transcript has a single exon. Bases 60 to 2429 code for a protein of 789 amino acids.